UAUAAAAGAAAGUUUUUGUUGAUUAAACAACAUUUCAAAACUUAAUAAUUAUUAUUAAUAAUUUAGUUAAUAUAGAUUUGAAAUAAUGAAAUUAUAUAAUAUAUUAUUGCUAUUGUUUUGUAUGAUUGUGUCAGUUGUUGGACAACGUGUUAAAAAGCAGUCCAAAGAUGACCAGAAUUGUAAUGAAAAUGAUUUUGAUAGACAUUCGAGUAAUGUGUUCGGACAGUUCGGUUUGGAGGAACUCCGACUACCGGAGUCUAAGAAUGAGUUAAAAACAUACUGCAGAAAAGCUAAAGAGAGUACAGAUUUUGCCAAAAAAUUUGGCGACAACUGUCUGAAGGGUACCUCACAAACACUUAUGUCUUUGGCUUCCUAUAACUUUGAUAAAGUCAAUAAAGACUAUUGUGCUAAAAAUGGUAAGAAAAAGGAUCAGUGGAUUGAAUGGGCAAAGUGUGGCAAUAAGGCUAAACCGGCAACUAUUAAAUGUUGGGAUAAAAUGAUAAUAACUAUGGCUAAUACAAAAAAAGUUAAAAACAAUAAAAUUAGGAUACCUAUCAUUUGCUGCUCUUAUUAUGCUUGGAUUAAUUGCAAUCGAAAAGCAUUUGAAGCCAUGGGAUCCAAUGUCUGCAGUGAUGAUGCCAUCAAUGGUAUUGAUGUUCACACCAAAAAAGCUAGUGUCGACUCAAUGAACCUCAUAUGCAGUCGAUAUCAGGACGACCUAACUAAAUGUCAGUCCUAUGAAAAGGAGGUGUCAAACACUAGACCCAAACGUAUACACAAAACACCUCUUUUAUAUGUGUUUGAAGUGUUUGACUCUCUUUAAGCAAUAAUACAUUAUUUUCAAAUUAGCUUAUUAUCAAAUAAAAAUUGUUAUUAUAAUAUAAUUUCUGAUAAAAGUGCAAUAAAAUAAUUAUUGGGGGUGGGGUGGUAAUGCAUUAGAGUUUAGUGGUACUGUAUAUUAAAAUAAUAAAUAUCACGUUUACUUUUUUACAUAAAAUGUUUUGUUUAUUA
Messenger RNA from Oppia nitens, 1011 nucleotides. RefSeq lists its product as uncharacterized. The record is from RefSeq and is a predicted model, not a curated record. The transcript is spliced from 3 exons. Lineage: Eukaryota; Metazoa; Arthropoda; Arachnida; Sarcoptiformes; Oppiidae. The coding region runs from base 86 to 823 and encodes 245 amino acids.